UGUUCUAAAUUCUAAUAAGCUAAUUCCGAGUAUAACCUAUUCCCACUAAACCCCAAACCCAACUUCUCUACCUUUCUGCAAACCCUCGACACAUAGCGUUAGAGCCCCCUUCUGUUUUCUCCUUCUCUGGGAGCCUCACAAACGGACGCGGCUGUUCCUCCGACGAACACUUGUGCUCCGCCGCCGGGGAGGUUGAAUUCGACAGCUACUCAAGAAGAAUAACGACGAUGCUAGUCAUCAAUACAGGCUUGAAGACAUGAAGGCAGAAGCCACCCUGCACCCCGCACCCCGCACCCCGCACCCCUUCCGGGGCAUCUGAACUGACAGUCUGAAGUUCAAAGUCCAAACAGCAGGAAUCCUCAAAUCCAGAUGGCUAGAUGGGAUGAGAUUUUGUCCCUCCCUGUACAGAACCCUCCAACACUGGAAUUCUCUUCCUCUGAUAUUGUGUGGUCUAAGGUAGAAGGUUGGCGUGAUAACAUAGACAGAGUUGCUCUAAUUCCAUAUGCCAGAGUAGAUGACUUUGUUCGGGGUGAAUCUGCUAAUAAAGAAUGUCCAACAAAAUUCCAUGUUGAAGCUAGGAGAAGGAGGACUGCAGAAACAUCUUACAAGCCUAAAGUUGAUGGGAUCCUUGAGUAUAUACUGUACUGGUGCUCCUUUGGACCGGAUGACCAUAGGAAAGGAGGUGUUGUUCGACCAAGCAGAACCACAUAUGUCCCUAAGAAAAAAUCUGCUGGUCGUCCAAAUACAAAGAGAGGGUGCACAUGCCACUUUAUUGUUAAGCGUUUGAUUGCCGAGCCAUCAGUAGCACUUAUCAUAUAUAACCAAGAUAAACAUGUGGAUAAGAAAGGGUUGCCAUGCCAUGGUCCACAGGACAAGAAAGCUGCUGGAACGCGUGCUAUGUAUGCUCCAUAUAUUUCAGAGGAUCUCCGCCUCCGUGUAUUAUCUCUACUUUAUGUUGGAGUCUCUGUGGAAACCAUCAUGCAGAGACAUAAUGAAUCAGUGGAGAGACAGGGAGGUCCAUGCAACCGAGAUGACCUUCUAACCCACAGGUAUGUUAGGAGACAAGAGAGGAGCAUACGGAGAUCUACCUAUGAACUGGAUGCAGAUGAUGCGAUAAGCAUUAGCCUGUGGGUUGAAAGCCACCAGAAUCACAUCUUCUUUUACAAGGAUUUCUCCGAUUCUGACCCUUUUGUGAUUGGCAUUCAAACAGAAUGGCAGUUGCAACAAAUGAUUCGGUUUGGGAACCGUGGCCUUCUGGCAUCUGAUGCAAAAUUUGGAACAAAUAAACUAAAGUAUCCAAUUCACAGUCUUGUUGUAUUCAACUCAGACAACAAGGCUAUCCCAGUAGCAUGGAUAAUUGCACCUAGAUUUGCAAGUGAAGACACAGUUAGAUGGAUGAGAGCUCUUUAUAAUAGGGUUCAGACCAAAGAUCCUACAUGGAAGUUGGCCGGAUUCAUUGUGGAUGAUCCUUUGACUGACAUCCCCGCUAUAAGGGAAGUGUUCCAGUGCUCUGUGCUAAUAAGCUUUUGGCGGGUACGUCAUGCAUGGCACAAAAAUUUGAUGAAGAGAUGCUCAGAAAUGGAGGUGCGUGCCACAAUAGCCAAAAGGCUUGGUGAGAUGAUACAUAGCAUUUGCAAAGGGUCUGCACCUGCAAAUAUGUUUGAAGUUUUCAUGGAAGAUUUUGUGGAUGCUGUUGAGUUUGUGGACUACUUCAAGGCAACUUGGUAUCCAAGACUAGGGCUUUGGAGUAGUGCACUGAGAGACCUUCCUCUUGCCAGCCAGGAGACUUGUGCAGCGUUGGAGUUUUACCAUAACCAAUUGAAGCUCAGACUGUUGAAUGAAAGGGACUUGAGUGUAUAUGAACGUGCCGAUUGGCUUGUAGACAAGCUAGGUACUACAGUGCAUUCUUAUUUCUGGCUUGAUGAGUAUUCUGGGAAGGAUGAUUUUGCUCGAUAUUGGAAAGACGAAUGGAUUAGUGGGUUGACAGCUUGGCGAAAAUCGUUGCAGAUUCCAGAUGGUGAUGUUACUAUUGAUGGUGAAUUCGCAAAAAUUGUUGAUCAGGGAGAUAAAAAUAUUGUCCAUGUUAUAUGGAACCCAAGUUCAGAAUUUGCACUUUGUGAUUGUAAUUCUGCGAAUAUGGGCAACUUAUGUGAGCAUGUUUUUAAAAGUAUUAAAUAUCUUCGUGACAGAGGGUCUGGUACAUCAUCCGUUAGUAUGUUUCAGUAUAAGCAGGCUUUGAUUAAAAUGCUGCACUGCCCACCUUAUGACUCUUUGAUUCGUGAUCACGCACUUUCUUUAGCUGUAUGGGUGCAGAUGCAGUUGAAUGCACAAAUUGGCCAAGAAAGUGUUCAAGUUGAGGAACAAGUUGUAAGACCAACUACUACAUAUGACGGCCAAUGUGGAGAUACAGUAAAUGGAAGCAAAGGUAAUAGUACGUCGUCCUGUAAUGGGAGUGGCGCUAAUAAGCUUCACCAUUCAGGUUUUACCAAAAAUAAGUUGUGUCAUUCUGUUGAUCACAUAGUUGCUAGAAAUGGCAUUUGUGCCAACAGCAGUCAUAAUAUUGCUGUGGAUAUUCCUUGUCUUGAAAUAGGGGCCAGCCCAUAUUCCAUGUGCCGAACAGAGUCUCAGUUGUUUUCUAUUGAUGAGGUUACAUCAACUGAUAUGCUUGCAGAAAAUGGGAGGGUUUUGAUUGAUACUGGGCCAGAUAUAACAGAAAAUCUCCCUUGUACUGAUAUGUCAUUCUCCAAUCUAAAUGAUUUUGAUAAUGUCUUGAACAAAAAUGAUUCUACAGCAAAGAUGGAUGCAGAGUCACAAUCUCUUUAUAUUGCAUUGUCAACUGCCAAGUCUCUAAAUCAAAACUCAGGGAGCCAGCAGAAUGGUGUGUGUGGCAACAGGACAGACACAUGGGUAGGACCUUGCAUAGUAAGUGUUGGAGGCAAGACUGAUAAGGAUUCUUCAGCAACAUCUGAGCCUGUAGAUUCUUGUCUUGUUGAUGUGAGUGAGUCCUCUAAUUUUAUUGAAGAGGGUGUAAGAGAAGGCCCAGAAAAUCGUAGUGCAGGCAAGAACAACAGCUUCAUAUUCAUGGAUGACAUGAAUGUUGAUCCCAUGCCCAUUAACGCUUCUGAACCAGUAGGUGAAUCAGUCGAACCAGAGCUGGUGGAUAUUGCUAAAGCCUCAACAGGAGCUGAAAGAAAUGGAAAUUCAGAUUCAACAAUUGAGAAGGCAAAUGAAUCACACUCCACAAAUGAGGCCACCGUAGAAAUCCAAAAUAAUGCCCAUCAGAAAUCUUCUGUCCCUGGAGAAGUAUUGAUAGCCAGUGCAAUUGAUGCAAGUCCACAAUUUGCAAGCAAGUCCUCACUGGAGCCAGUAAGUAAUACUGAACGCAAGCCCUCAAGGGAGAUUGUAACCUAUAAACGUAGAAAGUUACUAUACCCAGCUUCUUCAAGUAAUACUAGUACUCUUAAAUGUGGCAAUCACGAUUCUAAAGAUAAUUGCAACAGUAAUUAAGGUCCUUUAGUACUGGCAGUGCUUUUUGUCCUCAACUCUACCGAGGAAGGGAUCUAGGGAUUGCACAAGUGCUGUUGAUUUUGCAACUGGUGAGUUAUAUCAUUGUCAUUGCCAUUAUUGGGUCUUCAUUUUUCAUUCUUCCAAUUAUAGUGUGUAUAUAUCAGUAGCUAGAUGUCAUUGACAUUGUUACUCUCUCUUGAUAACUUAUGUAAAUUUUUUUAUAAUAUAACUUGUUUUUUUCUUAAUC
This is a messenger RNA of Ipomoea triloba (trilobed morning glory), 3754 nucleotides long. RefSeq lists its product as uncharacterized. The record is from RefSeq and is a predicted model, not a curated record. NCBI's taxonomy places the organism in Eukaryota, Viridiplantae, Streptophyta, Magnoliopsida, Solanales, Convolvulaceae. The transcript is spliced from 7 exons. Bases 370 to 3507 code for a protein of 1045 amino acids. Gene Ontology annotation, molecular function: zinc ion binding.